Messenger RNA from Cylicocyclus nassatus, 1182 nucleotides. The record is from the annotation of a GenBank genome assembly. Lineage: Eukaryota; Metazoa; Nematoda; Chromadorea; Rhabditida; Strongylidae.
AUGAUACCAAAGGCCCGACCAUAUGCUUCCGAGCACCUCUACCAACCGUCGACAGUUGUUAUGCCGACGGCAGUCAAUGCGCUUUCAUCGAACCUAGAUUCACAUCGCAAUCACAUCGGUGGUAUAUCACCCAUCGGUGGAAAUCGAAGUGCCUCAGGUGGCAGCACUGGCACAACCUUGUCCGGUACUUCUGCUUCGACAGCGUCACCGUCACGAGGUUCUUCAUGUGGUGGUGGUGAUCAACAAUUGACUAGUUCUGAAUUGGCACGGAUUCGUCGUACGGGAAAUUAUGGAUGUGCAAAACCACCAUAUUCGUACAUUUCCCUCAUUACAAUGGCUAUUCAACAUUCAGCCAAUCACAAAAUGACGCUAUCGGAAAUCUAUAAUUGGAUUAUGGAUUUAUUCCCAUACUACAGGCAGAACCAGCAAAGAUGGCAAAAUUCGAUUCGACAUUCGCUAUCCUUCAACGAUUGCUUUGUAAAAAUUGCCAGGACCCCAGACAAACCAGGAAAAGGCUCUUUCUGGACGUUGCAUGAAUUGUGUGGUAAUAUGUUCGAAAAUGGUUGCUACCUUCGACGACAGAAGCGAUUCAAGGUCAAGGAACGUGACCCUCCAAGAAAGAAGAGAAAUAACAACCAAAACAACCAAAAUCACCAAACCCAAGUGAAUAACAACGCUGCCAUCAAAGAAGAAAUGGAAGACACCUAUAAGAGCGAAGAAGCGAAGAUGGAUCUCAACACAAUCUCCAACGUCUCUCAGGAGAUCAAAGAUCAACUAGGCCAGCAGCAACAGCAACAACAGCAACAACAACAGCAACAACAACAGCAACAGCAGCAAGCGUUGCAACCCAUUUCCCUCUCGACUCCAUCUUCCCUAAGUCAACCGACGUCAGUGAUAUCCACUGUUGGUACGACUCCACUCGGAUCCCAAGCCACUGCGGCCAGCAAAAGUCUCGGAUGCUUGAACAAUGUAAAUCCUUACUAUCAACUGUAUAGCACGGAUUUCUCAGCGGCUGGUGGUCUUCCGGGACUUACCGUACCCUCGGCGUUUUCGAUCAAUAAAUUGAUGGAUAGUACGAAUGGUUUCGAUUAUAAUUAUUACCAGACGUCUGCUAAUGAUUAUGGUGGUUAUUCACACACCUUAUACAGUUCAACAAAUCCGAGCACAGCAUCAAAUCUAUGA